AUGGGCAACUAUGGAUUAAGUGCCACAGAUGGCAGAGAUAUUGUCAUUGUGAUGGUGGUAUUAGGCUCUUUGGCCAUUUUGUCUACGAUUCUUCGGAUUAUUUCGAGAAGGAUGAGAGGUAUUAAGCUGGGAUGGGAUGAUAAUCUCAUGAUAAUUGCGACUUGCUUCGUGAUUGCGUCGACAGUGAUGGUGAUAAUGACCGUUACAAAGGGUGGAGUUGGACGACACGCAAAAUACGUCGCCGCAUCUGAUCAAGAGUUUGUAUUGAAGGUGAUCAUAUCAUGCCAGAUACUAUAUGGAAUUGGGCUUGCCAUCGUCAAAACGUCGAUUAUGAUCCUAUACUACAGGCUUUUCGGUACGAAAAAGAGUAUGCGAAUUGCAAUUUACUCGACCGGCGCGAUCAUCUGGGCUUGGGCGUUCAGUAUUCUUAUUGAGUCAUUACUCCUUUGCCAGCCCGUUGCAUUCAACUGGAAUCAGACAAUACCCGGUGGGAAAUGCGGCGAUCGAAAUGCAGCCUUCGUUGUUGCCGGUGUGCUGAAUAUGGUCACCGACUUCAUGGUCAUGUCGCUACCAAUACCGUACAUCUUGAAGCUGCAACUACCAAUUGGUCGGAAGGUUGGUUUGCUUGUCACCUUUUUGCUCGGACUCUUUGUCAGCGCAAUCAGUAUGGUUCGCGUUGUGAGCUUGAUGCGCAUCAACUUCGCAGAUGUCACAUACUCCCUCCCCCUCCCGUUGAUGUGGAGUAUCAUCGAAGAACAACUCGCCAUCGUCGCUAGCAACCUACCUCUCCUCCGCCGCGUUUUCUCUGCCAUAAUCCCUGGGAGCUGGAUUGGUGCAUCGAAUCACGAAUCCGGCUGGUCAAACAGACAGACUCCUGGUCGAAAAAGCUUGUCUAAUCACUUUGCCAUGACUAGAAUGGAUAUUGGUGUUAAUAAUAGCCAGGUAACAUCGGGGCAUACAAAGACUAGCUCGAGUGUUAAAGAGACUAGAUGGAGUGAUGAUGGUGUUGAUGGGCAGUCUGAUACGGAUUUGGCUUCCAAUGGGGCUCUUCCUGGGGGUAUUCAUAUGUCAAAGGACUUUCGAGUGGAGUCUCACGGGUAG
Messenger RNA from Penicillium pulvis, 1101 nucleotides. RefSeq lists its product as uncharacterized. The record is from RefSeq and is a predicted model, not a curated record. Lineage: Eukaryota; Fungi; Ascomycota; Eurotiomycetes; Eurotiales; Aspergillaceae. The transcript has 5 exons. The coding region runs from base 1 to 1101 and encodes 366 amino acids.